UAAACUUUCUUCGUAUAUAACAUAAUGUGAUUCAAAAAUUUAUCAAUAAAAUGAGCAAUGGCGUAGACGUGUAUACCAAUGAUAGAGACUAAUAUUGACGUAGAUCAUUUUGAAAGUUGAUUAUUUGUUAUAUAUUAUACAGUAUGAUUGGUUCUGUAAUAAAUUCUAUUGUAGUUGCACAAAUGUUGGCAUUUUUCAUUAUGUUAACUAUUGAAUUAUUUAAAUUCGCGAUAAAAAAUUACGCGCAAAAAUCAUGUGAUUUCACCACAAAAUUGACAUUUAUAGUUUGUCAUCAUAUCAAUUUACAUAAACAUUUAUUUUUCUAAUAAAUUAAUUGUCUGCGAUGUCGGCUAUGGACGCUUAUGAACUUCAAUAUAAAAACGGCCAUUGGCAAUGGGAUGGUGAACGAAAAAGAAUUGUAUUUGUAAGCCAUGAAUUGGUAACAAAAAUCGAUGAAGAACUGCCUACAGUACAAAAACGACAAAAACAUAUCGUGCCAAGUUCAAUUCGAUUUAAAGAAGAAGUCGAACCGAUGGAUAAAGUUCGAUUUCGACGCUUUUUUCAACGCCGAAUUGGUCCCAAUGAACCAGAAAUCAUCACUCUGCAGGACGUUAAAGAUGUGGCAUUAUUCUUGGCCUUUCCGAAAGAUUUAACAGUCGAAUUUGUAACAUAUUUUCAUCUACCAGAAGUAGAUCGCUUCCUCAAGGCAUUAAUAAUUUAUUUUCAUUACUUUCUACAAGUGACAGACACUAUGCAAGCUAGAAAAGAAGAAGCGCGUCGAAAACUGCGCCAACCAAUCGUCACGAUACUGGAAAAUAUCGUACGUGAUAAUUUGUCUGAUCUACGAGCAAUGGUUGGACGCGAAUACAGUGUAAUAAUAAUGGGUAUUGGCAAAUCGAAGAAAUUUCAUCAUCUAAGCACGUCUACUAAUUCAUUAUCUGAGAAAGACAGGCGUUUAAUGGAGGCAUUAUUUUGUAUGAGUGUAAGAGUUGUCUGGGUCGCACUCCAAAGAAGACAUUUACAACUUAUCGAAUUAGAACUCAAUCGACUUGUGAGAACAGACAUGUUUAAUGCUUUUGCGCACAAGAGUAGAAAUGUAAAACUGAUCAAUCGAUCACCACAUGAAAUAAAAGUACUGCUUGGUCUCUCCAACAUAAAAGAGAGCAAAUUGAAACAGCGAAGUGGAUUAAUAAAAGAAUUGCUGAUAACGGAACAUGAUUACAGAAUGAUUGGUUCAGGAUUUAAAAAUUUUGAACCGAAAAGUGAAAGAACGGUUUAUUUCGAAAGGUUAUUCGCUGCGCCAUAUGAAACACUUCUGGAACACGGCGUAACAAUCGGUUUAAUUGGCAUUCCUCGUGAGGAAUAUGACAGUAUCAUGAAACCAAGAGAAAGAACAAGUCAAAAUUUUGAUAAAGCUAUUAUCGAGCCAAUAAACUUCACUUUUCCACCCGAUGUUCCUGUUCCUUAUAAUGAAAUUCCAAAUGCAUUCCCAAAGGAACCCUGUCAAUAUGAAGAAUCUGAGUUUACUAAAAAAUCCCGCAUUGAUCAAUGCAGAAUGUGGCGCAACUUUUUAAUCAAAUUGGAGCAACCCUUAACCACUUCAUUGUCAGUUUCAUUAGAUGAUCGAGAUUGAUAGAAGCAAUAAAUGCACAAUUAUACUUAUUUUUUAAAAACUGAAAUUAGCACAAUUUUAAUUAGUUUCAAAAUAUUUUAUCUUAAUUAUUCAUAUGGCAAGUUGAAAAAACACUGUAUUUUACUUGCAAAUUAUAUAUUUAUAGAGUUAUCUAUUGAAUUUAGUUAUGAAAAUGAUAUAUAAACAGCCAACUUUUUGGGACUAUUGUUAUUAAUAACAAGUAGUCAUCAUGAAAUUCACCUUGUACGUUCUUGGAGCCUUGUGCUUGUUCAGUGCUGUGUUCUGCGAAAGCAGCGAAAGCAGCGAUAGCGACAGCAUUAGUAAUGAAGAGGCAAUUGAUGCAAUGAUUCGUGCUGGUGCCGAUGGUCAAGAUGAAACAAAUAAUUGUGUCGAAGCUCAAUUUAAUGCCUUGAUUGACGCAAUCACCAAUCUGCGAAGCAACAUUCAAACUAACUGCUUGAACGAGGAAGCACUGAACACAAACACAAAUACUGCAAUUGAUGAAUUCCAAAAGAAACUUGAAGUACUCGCCGAUAGCAUCAAAACCCUUCGCGAAAGCACAAAUUUUGCACAAUGGGUUGGCAACAAAUUGCGCGUCCUUGCCGCCGCUAGGGUUGCAUUAAGAUACGGCUUACGUAUUCUUCCCGCUGCCUUUAACUUGGGCAAGGUUACCCGCGACUGCAUCAGGGCACAAUUGAAAACUAUUACCGAUGCAGUUAAGGCUCUUACCAGGUGUUAAAUUUUUUUGAAAAUAUAAGUUCUGUUCUUCAAUUUGACCAAUAAAGCUUCAUUUGCAAAACUUA
Dalotia coriaria is the source of this 2436-nucleotide messenger RNA. RefSeq lists its product as uncharacterized. The coding region runs from base 344 to 1633 and encodes 429 amino acids. Gene Ontology annotation, molecular function: phosphatase binding. Gene Ontology annotation, biological process: negative regulation of phosphatase activity. The transcript is spliced from 5 exons. NCBI's taxonomy places the organism in Eukaryota, Metazoa, Arthropoda, Insecta, Coleoptera, Staphylinidae. The record is from RefSeq and is a predicted model, not a curated record.